AUGGGUGAACAGGGCCCUAAGCCAGGCGCUGAGUCGCCUACUUGCUCCAUCGAGGAGUUCACGAGUACCUCGUUCGACUAUAUUAUUUGUGGAGGUGGAACUGCGGGAUGUGUUAUUGCCGCGCGACUCACGGAGAAUCCUGAUGUAACAGUUGGCGUCGUUGAAGCUGGGAAAUAUCGCAUCGGAGAUCCGUUGGUGGAUACGCCAGCGGCGUUCUUACAAAUGUUUGAGGAUCCUGAGUAUGACUGGUGCCUGUACAGUGCACCGCAGAAAGAGAAUCGAGGACGCAUUCACCAUAUCCCUCGCGGUAAACUGCUCGGUGGCUCUAGUGGCAUCAACUACAUGAUGUAUGUCCGGGGAUCUCGACAAGACUACAAUGAUUGGGCUGAGCUAGUCGAGGAUGAGAGUUGGUCUGCCGAUACCAUGCAACAGUAUAUGCGCAAACAUCAGACCCUCGAGCCGUAUGACGAAGCGAUCACUGACCGCUCGACUAUGCCUUUUGUUGGCGAAUUCCACGGGACGAGUGGGCCAGUCCGAACUAGCUUCAACGACUCGAUCCUCCCAAUCGAGAACGAUGUCAUCAAAGCUUGCGACGAAGUAACCGGAUUCACAAAGAAACCCACGGAUCCCUGGAGCGGCGACCACAUCGGUUUCUAUCACACCCUGGGCUCCAUCGUUCGGACAGGCCCUAACAAGGGUAAGCGUAGCUAUGCAGCUCCCGGAUACUAUGAGGCGAACAAGGCAAGACCAAACCUCAAAGUUCUCUGCUCGACGCUGGUCAACAAGGUCGUUCUGGAUGGUAAUAAAGCCGCCGGAGUGAGCAUCUCACACGGUGGCAAGGACUACGAAGUUGCCGCCAAGCGCGAGGUCAUCGUUUGUGGCGGAGCCCUCAAAUCCCCCCAGAUCCUCGAGCUCUCGGGCAUCGGUGACCCGGAAGUACUCAAAGCUGCAGGAGUCGAGUGCAAAGUCGCCAAUCCAGCCGUUGGCGCCAACCUCCAGGACCACACCAUUACCUUGGCCGUGUACGAGACACAGCCCGGCACCGUGACGUUGGAUACGCUCCACCAGAAUCCAGAAGCCAUGCAGAAUGCACAGAAGCAGUACGUGGAGACGGGUGGCGGUCCGUUGAGUUGCACAUCCACGAUGCAGGGUUUCUUCCCAGCUAAAUUGGUCAUGUCUGAAGCCGAGAUUGAGGCUGUGGUCCAGAGUAUUCGGGAUAUCAAGCCGACGAGCAAGUUCCACGAGCGCCAGCUCAAGCAAAUUAUCAGUCAUAUCCAGAGUGACGUGUCUGCGAAUAUCCAGAUGGUCUUGAUUCCAGCGACUGCGAGUACCGAAGGAAUCGAGCACCAGAAACACCUUUUCCCGCCCGCACCCCCUGACAAGCCUGCCGGUCUUACCUUUGCAAUUUGCUUGCAGUACCCCGUAGCCCGGGGCUAUGUCCACAUCGAUAGUUCUGACCCCACCAAGCCCCCGGUCAUCCAGCCAAACUAUGGAGGUCACGAUGCAGACAUCACCCUCCUAGGCGCAGGCUUCCGAUGGAUCGAUAAAGUUCGCCAAUCUGCACAUCUCAAGUCAUCCCUAGGGGGUCGCACAUUCCCUGAACCAAGCGUAGACCUGGCUGACAUAGCCGCGGCCAAAGAAUCUGUACACGACGCCGUGGCUGGUGAGUACCAUGUCUGCGGGUCCGUCGCAAUGGGUGAUGCGCUUGACUCUCGACUGCGCGUCAAGGGCGUGGAGGGCCUGCGGGUCGCCGAUGCCUCGAUUUUCCCGAAUAAUGUCAGUGGAAACAUUGUUAGCAGUGUAUAUGCGGUCGCGGAGAAAGCGGCAGACAUGAUCAGGGCCGACUGGGACUUUGCACCACUGAAAUGA
This is a messenger RNA of Penicillium daleae, 1869 nucleotides long. Its product is annotated as GMC family oxidoreductase. The record is from RefSeq and is a predicted model, not a curated record. Bases 1 to 1869 code for a protein of 622 amino acids. Gene Ontology annotation, molecular function: oxidoreductase activity, acting on CH-OH group of donors; flavin adenine dinucleotide binding. The transcript has 4 exons. Lineage: Eukaryota; Fungi; Ascomycota; Eurotiomycetes; Eurotiales; Aspergillaceae.